AUGAGUCAAUUCACUGUUCUUGGUGACAGUGCUAUUAGACAGCUCCUCCUCAACCUCUCAAGAGAAGAAAUCAAAAGUUUCCAACACGAUAUUGAAGAUUGUCUGAUCUCAAUUUCUCCUGGGAAUGAGAGUGACUAUCAACCAAGCCCAGGCAUCAUCAAUCGCCCCGACGGCCAGAAGAUUCUUUUCAGACCCUUUACAUCCCCAGAGAAUGUGGGAACAAAAAUCAUUGUGCACCCGGCUCCUGCCCCCGAAACCUCAGAAUCAGCAGCGGCGAGUCGAGCCCAGCAAGCCUUGCAUGGAAUUGUCGUUCUUGUUGACAAAUGCGGGUUUCCCACCGGUAUUCUUAAUGCGGAAGAAAUAACUGGCUACCGCACAACCAUGAGCGCAAUGAUCACAUAUUCCUGGAGACGCCACACCGAGCAUAUUCUCAUUUUCGGGGCCGGAAAACAAGCACUGUGGCACAGUCGACUUGCACUAGCUCUUCGUGGAGACGAGAUCAAAUCUAUAACGAUCGUCAACCGAUCACUCGAGAGAGCGCAGGAGCUUAUUCAAACGGUAAACAGAGAGAACAGCUUGUACUGGAAGUCAUCUUGCCAGCUUAGAGCUUUAGCCCACACCCAGGAAGGCUUUGGGUUGCAGUUGCAAACGAUUCUCGCGGAGGCCGAUGCAAUUUUCUACCCCCCCUUCACCUCUGCUGUUGGCUCAUGGCAGCCGGAUAUGAUUGAAGUUGACCCGGCAAUUCUCCAUCAUGUUACGGAGACCAGAGGAUUCAACAAAAAUGAUGGCACAUUAUCUUCGGGGGCUGUGAUUGUCGAUGAUGAUGAGCACGCAUUAAUUCAUGCAGGGGAGAUCGUACGGAGUGGCUUGAACAAAGACCAGAUUGUGAGUAUUGGCCAGGUUCUAAGUUGGAAACGAGAAGGGUCUCUUGGCGCGGAAUCUACACAUGACCUCAACUGGUGGCUCGCAGAGGGAUUGAUUGUAUAUAAGAGUAUCGGCGUCAGUGUCACCGAUCUUGUUGCUGGAAACACAAUUUUGGCAUUGGCCGCCAAGAAGGACCUGGGUACUUUUAUCUCGGACUUUUAG
Penicillium manginii is the source of this 1086-nucleotide messenger RNA. RefSeq lists its product as uncharacterized. Gene Ontology annotation, cellular component: cytoplasm. The transcript is spliced from 2 exons. The coding region runs from base 1 to 1086 and encodes 361 amino acids. NCBI's taxonomy places the organism in Eukaryota, Fungi, Ascomycota, Eurotiomycetes, Eurotiales, Aspergillaceae. The record is from RefSeq and is a predicted model, not a curated record.